Molecule: messenger RNA, 1761 nt
Organism: Aspergillus sclerotioniger CBS 115572
Lineage: Eukaryota; Fungi; Ascomycota; Eurotiomycetes; Eurotiales; Aspergillaceae
Exons: 3
Coding region: 1-1761 (586 amino acids)
Biological process (GO): positive regulation of transcription by RNA polymerase II; DNA-templated transcription
Molecular function (GO): zinc ion binding; DNA binding; DNA-binding transcription factor activity, RNA polymerase II-specific
Source: RefSeq, a predicted model, not a curated record
AUGCCCAGUCCCCGACCUUCGAAACGGCAGCGCAUUGGUCGUGCCUGCGAUCAGUGUCGACACCGCAAGUCCAGAUGCGACGGGGAGCAGCCGGUGUGUUCCAUUUGUCGAUCUACAGGCAGGGCUUGUACCUAUCAGAUUGCCAGUCGUCACCGAGGAUUGCAGUCAGGAUACGUUCGCAGCCUGGAAGUGGCACUAGGGCUUGUGCUCGAUAGGUUCCCCGGCAACGAAGGCAGUCUGCGCCGUAUCUUGCGUGACACGCGACAACACACGCUGGAGGUGGCCAGUGAAUUGGCAGAUCGAGGGCGGCAUUCCAAGCUCGCCAGAGAUGUGGGCCGGCUUCUCAAUGGCGAGACAGACAAAGGUCAAUCACCAAGCGAUGAUGACCCUGAAUCUGAAGUGAUGUGCGCUGUUGAUGAAAACGGAGGCGAGAGGCAAGCCACUCAACCUCCCAAGGAAUCAGCAUCCCCGAGUGACUGCCUGGAUUGUCCUUUCCCAGAAAACAGCGAUCGGUUGUUGCAGUUUUAUUUUACCCAUAUCCACAGCUGGUUUCCCAUUGUGGAGCGGCGAGAGGUUCUUCGCAGCCUGCAUACCCCUCCACAGGCAUCUAAAUCGGCUAGAGAUGUGUCUUGCCGUCUGGUCCUGUGGGCCAUUGUCGCCUACUCGUCUGCCAUGGAUGAUACACUGGAAAAAAGCCACGGUCCGAUGCAGAUCGCCCAUGCCAUUCGACUUCAAGUCCUUAUGGCCCCUGACGAGGCAGAAAUAGGCCACCUCCAAUCCCUGUUGAUUAUCACUCUCCUCCACCUGGGCUGGGGGGACCUUCGCUUGGCGUGGCUGCUUGCUGGAGAGGUCACCAGGAUGCUGAUGAUGCUGCCCGAGUCUUCCCGGACGGUCCGGUAUCAGCAUACACUGCACGGAUGUAUUCUCCUCGACAAUCUUAUAUCCGGCAUUCUAGACAAAGCUCCCGGUAUUUCUCUGGACGAUGUGAGCCACUGUGAACCUGUGAGUGAGGACGAUGUGGACGAAUGGGAACUGUGGACUGGAGAAAAAGUGGCCGCCAAGGGUCCAUUGCGGUCCCUGAGCACCUUUAAUCUCAUCAACGAGUUGAUGAAGCGGCCAUAUGGAGGGGACUCUGCUAGCCCUUCCCUUCUGACUUUGCAUCUCACCGCCGACUUUGUGGUGUUUUGCCUUGCUCUGCACAAAGCGGAUUCAACAGUCGGACAACUAGCCCUGCACAGUCUCCAUACCACGGUUGAUAUGCUGGAUACCUAUGUUCGACUUACUGGGACGGCCAAGUCGUCUCCCCUGCUACGCUGCUUCAUCUUCCAGGCCUAUCGGUGUCUGCGUAUUGUUCCCAUGUCAAGUCCAACGGGACCAUUGCAUGGCCGAUUAGUCCACCUUAUACACCAGCUGAAGCUAACUAAUAGCGAGACCAACGCCCCGGAGGCCCUUUUUACAUGGCUUCCGGGUCGGAGACUGUCUGGCCCUAUGACUGUCUAUAACGAGUACCAUCUCAAUUUGGGGAAUCCGGACCACCAGAUGGCAACCCCCGAAUUAUCCAUCACACCCGUGAUUCCUAUGCCUGGCCAACUUGAUCAGACAGAAGAUUUUGAUGCCCUGUUUGAGGAAAUGGUCUCUUCGAGCCCGCAAACACGGGGCGAGCCCACGUUCGCUGAGAACCUGGGAUUUUAUGCUGGGAAUCUGGAUGCCGAUUUUCUUGAACAGCUGCAACACAUCCCAGACACUAGUGAUAAUCUAUAA